Messenger RNA from Sceloporus undulatus (fence lizard), 1607 nucleotides. RefSeq names its product G protein-coupled receptor 39 (gene GPR39). NCBI's taxonomy places the organism in Eukaryota, Metazoa, Chordata, Lepidosauria, Squamata, Phrynosomatidae. The transcript has 3 exons. Gene Ontology annotation, cellular component: membrane. Gene Ontology annotation, molecular function: G protein-coupled receptor activity. Gene Ontology annotation, biological process: G protein-coupled receptor signaling pathway. The record is from RefSeq and is a predicted model, not a curated record. Bases 216 to 1607 code for a protein of 463 amino acids.
UUUGUUGCCAUUCGGCCACAGGGAACUCACACUGCAAGCUGUCUGGGAUGGCAAGCAACAGUGACUGACUGGAGGAAACUGACACCUUAGCUACCCAUUAAGGAGAACUGGAGCCACCAUUACACAGUGUUUGAGGAAGAGCUACGUGCAGAAAAGAAGACCAAGAAGUAAGAAGUUUAAACCCUCUGGGAUUUCUUAUUUCUUAAGUUCUGCACAUGGCGACACAAGAUGGCGAGCCAGAUUGUUGGGAUAUAAUUGAUGACAGCCACAUUAAGGAAUUUGAAGUAGCUCAAUGGAUCAAGAUUACUCUUGCGCUUGUAUACAUCAUUGUCUUUGUGGCAGGUAUCUUGGGCAACAGCAUUACCAUCCACACUACUAAAGUGCUCCAGAAGAAAGGCUACUUACAAAAAGAAGUUACAGACCACAUGGUGAGUCUAGCAUGCUCAGACCUGCUGGUCAUCUUACUGGGGAUGCCUGUGGAGUUCUUCAGUAUGAUAUGGAGCCCCUUCUCAACUCCUAAAGGGGACCUGGCUUGCAAGUUGUACUGCUUCCUUUUUGAGGCCUGCAGCUAUGCUACAGUGCUGCACGUGGCCACUCUAAGCUUUGAAAGGUACAUUGCCAUCUGCCACCCUUUCAAGUUCAAAGCUACAUCUGGACCUUGCAAAGUGAAGAUCCUCAUUGCUUUUGUCUGGAUAACCUCUUUUCUGGUGGCCCUACCACUUCUCUUCGCAAUGGGGACAGAGUACCCUUUGGAAACUAUCCAGGGCCAUCAAAAGUUGGUUGCAUGCAGAAGGGCCCAGGCCCGGCACCAUAUGCCUGACAUAAGGCUAAAUGUGACUGUAUGCACAAGCUUGUCAUCCAAAUGGAGAGUCUUCCAGUCUAGUAUAUUCACAGCCUUCAUUGUGUAUGUUGUGAUACUGGUAUCUGUAGCAUUUAUGUGCCGGAGUAUGAUGAAAGCCCUGAUGGUCCACAAGCAAGGGACUCUGGCAGUAAGAGGUGAGAGGGAAAGUCAACAUCAGUAUCUAAGGAAAACUGAGAAUCCUGAGGGCAGAACUUCCAGGAAGCAGACAAUUCUCUUCCUAGGAAUGAUUGUUGCAACUCUGGCAAUAUGCUGGCUGCCAAAUCAAGUUCGAAGGAUCAUGGCCGCUGCAAGACCUAAGCAGAACUGGACCGUCUCCUACUUCAGAGCAUACAUUAUCCUUCUCCCCAUAGCCGAUACUUUCUUCUACCUCAGCUCUGUGGUGAACCCACUGCUGUACAACAUCUCCUCCCAGCAAUUCCGGAAUGUCUUUCUUCAGGUCCUCCGUUGUCAUCUGACGCUAGAACAUGCCAACAAACAGAAGUUUCUAAAAGCCAAUCUGAAUUCGGUAGCCAGUAGUAGCCGUUACCGGCGCCCAUUGAUCUUCAUGUCAUCCAGGCGCAAGUCUUCUACCAAGACUGCUAACAAGGUUUUCUUAAGUACUUUUCAGAGUGAGACCAAGCCUGACUGCAGUUUGCAGAAAAUGAGUCUUGAAUCACUGGAGCUGAAUGUGAAAACAAUGCCACUGGAGACCAGCACAGACCCGAGUCCUUCUAACCAGAAUGGCCUUUGUGAACAUGAACUGUGA